Molecule: messenger RNA, 1570 nt
Organism: Mustela erminea (ermine)
Lineage: Eukaryota; Metazoa; Chordata; Mammalia; Carnivora; Mustelidae
Gene: RAX
Product: retina and anterior neural fold homeobox
Exons: 3
Coding region: 109-1149 (346 amino acids)
Biological process (GO): positive regulation of transcription by RNA polymerase II
Molecular function (GO): DNA-binding transcription factor activity, RNA polymerase II-specific; RNA polymerase II cis-regulatory region sequence-specific DNA binding
Source: RefSeq, a predicted model, not a curated record
GACGGCGGUACCCGGGAGGCACCGACUUUAGGGUCUCUUCUCUGAGUCUCCAAAGCGGGCGGCGCUGCGAGAUCGCGGGCCGCGCCCUCCCGCCUCCUGGCGCUCCCCAUGCACCUGCCGGCCUGCGCCCCCGCCAUGGCCGACGGCAGCUUCUCGCUUGCCGGCCACCUGCUCCGCAGCCCGGGAGGAAGCACCUCCCGGCUGCACAGCAUCGAGGCUAUCCUGGGAUUUACCAAGGACGAUGCGAUCCUCGGUUCCUUCUCUGCGGAGCCGGGCGCCCGGGGCGCGAAGGAGCGGGAUAGGAGGCCGGGCGCGCGGGCCGCCUGCCCCAAGGCGCCCGGGGGAAGCGGCGAGCCCUCCCCGCAGCCUGUCCCCGCGCCUGCUCCAGAGUACGAAGCCCCUCGACCCUACUGCCCCAAGGAGCCUGGAGAAGCACGGCCGAGCCCCGGGCUGCCCGUGGGUCCCGCCACCGGGGACGCGAAGCUGUCGGAGGAGGAGCAGCCCAAAAAGAAGCACCGGCGGAACCGCACGACCUUCACCACGUAUCAGCUGCACGAGCUGGAACGCGCGUUCGAGAAGUCUCACUACCCCGACGUGUACAGCCGCGAGGAGCUGGCCGGCAAGGUCAACCUACCCGAAGUCCGCGUCCAGGUGUGGUUCCAGAACCGACGGGCCAAGUGGCGGCGGCAGGAGAAGCUCGAAGUGUCGUCCAUGAAGCUGCAAGACUCGCCCCUCCUCUCGUUCAGCCGCUCCCCGCCGUCGGCGGCUCUGGCGCCCCUCGGGGCGAGCCCGGGCGGGGGCGGCGGGCCGGCGGGGGGCGCCCUGCCGCUCGAGUCGUGGCUGGGGUCGCCGCUGCCCGGCGGGGGCGCCACGGCGCUGCAGAGCCUGCCGGGCUUCGGGCCGCCGGCGCAGAGCCUGCCCGCCAGCUACACGCCGCCGCCGCCGCCGCCGCCCUUCCUGAACUCCCCGCCGCUGGGCCCCGGCCUGCAGCCCCUCGGGCCGCCGCCGCCCGCCUACCCGUGCGCGCCCGGCUUCGGGGACAAGUUCCCGCUGGACGAGGCGGACCCGCGCAACAGCAGCAUCGCGGCUCUGCGCCUCAAGGCCAAGGAGCACAUCCAGGCCAUCGGGAAGCCGUGGCAGGCCCUGUAGGGGCACCCGACACCCGAUCGGGCCCGACGACCGUCCUGGGAUCGACCCAGACCCGCAGGCGCGCGCCCUUUCCCCCUGCGUUCCCCACACGGCCACCCUCCGGAGCCGCCGGAAGCUGCGGCCAGGCCUGGGUCUCGGACGCGCGUCUGCUCCUGGCUCGCCGCGGAGGACUGACCUUGCGGCCCGCCGAGACCCUCUGGCCACCAUCCCUCCACCUCCACGGACCCCCGGCCCUGCUGCUGGAGGGGGAGAGACGGCCCGGCCCCUCGGGGUUCAGGAGACCCAACGCGCCUGACCUCGGCCGCUCCCGGACGGCGUGGCUACCCCGGAAAACGACAACUGGGAGGAAGGGGAGGCCGAGGAGUAUAGUUUGAGGGACUGUUUGUAUGCGUAGUUGAAGUGUUGGGGAGGAGAAUUAAAG